AGAGAAGUGUGUUAAAAUGCGACUCUGCCUCCUGGUCUCAACUCUGGGUUUCAAUUAUUUCAUUUGGAAUUAUGGGGUUUGGAUAGCAAAAGAGUUGCAGUAGUGUGCUAACGUAUACUGUUUUUAAUAGUCUAGACAGAAGGAUGGAGUCUGAAGCUGGCAGGACGAUGGAGGUGGCGGCACUCGGCCGGCCUUUCAACCUCGGGAUGUUGUACGACUGCCGCAGAGACUCACUCGUCCCUGGAAUUACACUGUGGGACCAUGAUGACCUGAUAAAAUAUGUACAAGAAAGACCUCAGAACUAUAAUGAUUUUGAGAUCGUUGCAUCUGAAUCAAUUGAGGACAAAUCUUCAGCACUAAACGUUGAAGCUUCCCUGAAGGCAAGUUUCUUGAGUGGACUGGUUGAGGUUGAUGGAUCGGCCAAAUACCUGAACGACAGUAAGAUUUCCAAAAAUCAGGCCAGAGUAACUCUGAAGUACAAGGCUACCACAAAGUUCCAGGAACUGUCGAUGGAUCACCUUGGAAGAGACAAUAUGAAGCAUUCAUAUGUCUUUGAUAAAGGAUUAGCAACACAUGUAGUCACAGCCAUUCUUUAUGGGGCACAAGCCUUCUUUGUCUUUGACCAUGAGGUGUCUAAAAAAGAAGAUCAUCAAGACAUUGAGGGGAACUUGAAAGUUAUGAUCAAGAAGAUUCCCAGCCUUGCUAUAGAGGGUGAAGGUUCCCUAAAACUGAAAGACAAGGACAGAGCAAAUGUUGAGAAAUUCUCCUGCAGAUUCUUUGGAGACUUUGCUCUUGAAAAAAGUCCUGUGUCCUUUCAGGAUGCAGUAGAAGUCUACCAAAGCCUGCCAAGAUUACUGGGAGCCAACGGAGAAAAGGCUGUACCGAUGAAAGUCUGGCUGUUGCCACUGACAAGUUUAGAUUCUUCUGCUGCAAAACUGGUCCGUCAGAUAAGUUUAGGAUUAGUUCAGGAAUCACAGAGAGUCCUGGAGGACUUCAGUGAGCUGGAAAUGAGGUGCAAUGACACAAUGAGAACCACCACCGCACAGCAGUUCCCACAGAUUGGCAAAAAGAUUAAAAGCUUUAAAGAGAUGUGCUCUGAGUUCAAGCUGGGAUUCCAACAAAACCUGGCAAAGAAACUUCCAUCAAUCCGAGGAGGAGGAGAAGAGGAGGCUGUGCUCGCAGAGAUCCUGAAGAAGAGACAUUCUUCUCCUUUCAACAGCAAAGACCUGAACGAGUGGUUGGACUGUAAAGAGAGAGAAGUCUACACCUUAAUGUCUUUAACCAACAUGAUGAAAAACACCAAGAUCGUCCCCUCUCAGAAUGUUCUUAGUGAAGAAACCCUCAGUGCAGAUCAUGCUGUGUGUUUUGUUUUCACCUCCCUGGGAAGUGCUGAACCGUACCUCUCAGCUUUAUCUAACUACAUAAAACAAACACCCGAACCAGACGACCCUCAAGAUGUAGAGAAGGAACAAUGGUUCACCUCAAAAGAAAUAACAGAUGCAAUGAGGAAUAAAGCAAAGCUCUUCAGUGACUUUGCAGAGGCCAACAAGGAGAACAAGAACAUAAAGUUCCUGACAGUGGGAUUAACAAAUGAGACACAGAAAGGUUCAAGCAUCUACCUUUAUGAAGACGGCUUUUCUGUCAAUGAGAACUUUGAGCCGCCUUCAAAGCCUGAAACAGUAACAGCAAGUGACAUAAAGCACAACAGUGUGACACUGAAGAUUUCUGCGCCCAGAUUUGGAGCAGAGAACAUCACCUCCUACUCUAUAGAGUACUGUGUCAGAGGAGAGGAUGGAUGGCAACAAGAGACAGCAUCAAAAGCUGGAGAAGUCACAGUGAGCCAUCUGAGUCCUAACACAGAGUAUAUGUUCAGAUGCAGAGCAGUGACCUCAGCAGGUGUUGGGCCGGCCAAUGAAGCCAGUGGUUCCAUUAAAACCUUACCUACUACUAAAACCUGCUCAAGUCUUUCUGAUUCUGUUAAAGAAAAAAGCACAUUGUUAGAACCCCAGACCGGUCCUGUCCCUGUUUAUAAAAUCCCCCUGAAAGAUGAACGAAUCAGUGUCCCUGGCUGCAGGAGUUUCAGUUUUGGGAAAAAGUCCACUAAACCUAAUCGCACCAUCAUGCUUCUGGGAGCAACUGGAGCUGGGAAGUCAACUCUCAUCAAUGGGAUGAUCAAUUACAUUCUAGGUGUCGAAUGGGAGGAUUCAUAUCGGUUUAAGUUAAUUGAUGAGGGUCAGUCGAGAUCACAGGCUGAAAGCCAGACCUCUGAAGUCACUGUGUACAAAAUCAACCACCAGGAGGGUUUUAAAACAGAAUACUCUCUGACCAUUGUUGACACUCCAGAGUUUGGAGAUACAAGAGGCUUAAUAAGAGACAGACAGAUCACAGAACAAUUGUGUAAUCUCUUCUCUGCUGAGCUUGGUGUCAGUGAAAUUGACGCUGUGUGUUUUGUAGCUCAGGCUUCUUUAGCUCGACUCACGCCAACACAGAAAUAUGUGUUUGACUCCAUACUCUCAAUCUUUGGCAAAGAUGUGGCAGAAAACAUCAGGGUUCUGGUGACAUUUGCAGACGGCCAGCGUCCACCAGUUCUAGAGGCAAUCAAUGCUUCAGGUGUCCCAUGUCCUAAAACAAGAGACGGGCUGCCAGUUCACUUCAAAUUCAAUAACUCAGCUUUGUUUGAAGACAACAAAUCAUCUGCAGCAGGCAGCAUGAGUGGGGAUGAUGAGGAUGAAGAGGGAGGCUUUGAUCAGAUGUGUUGGAACAUGGGGACAAAAAGCAUGAAGAGGUUCUUUGCUGCUUUGAAUCAAAUAGAAACCAAAAGCUUGACGAUGACGAAGCAGGUCCUCAGAGAAAGACAGCAGCUCAAAAAUUCAGUUGAAAACUUGCUGAAGCAGUUCAAACUUGGUUUAAACAAACCUGAGAAGAAUCAAGAGGCAAGCCUGAAGAAAAACAAGGGCUUUUGGGAAUCUCUUUUAGAAGUAGGGUAUGAAUGUGCACUUGUGCUUGCUGAUGUACGGAAUCUGAUAGACAGCACUGCAAAGUGUUUAAACAGACUUAAAGAGAUAGCACUGAANCCAAAUCCUCUCUCCACUCCAGAGUACAUCGACAUGCUGAUUGAGGGAGAGAAAUCUGAGGCCAAGCCAGGCUGGAAGAAACGAGUUCAGUCCCUGAUAACCAUGAGAGAAAAGGCUGAGUACAUGGCUAAAAUAGAAAGAGGAGAGAAACUAUUCUAGAGUCCAUAGCGAUCAGGAAUCUUUGUUUCUUUGUGUCGAAGCUAAUUAAAAACCAAGACCUGACCAAAUAUCAAAGACAAAGACAGAGAUCCAUUCAGACCCAGAUACCAAAGAACCAAACAGGACAGAGAGUGAUGCACUGAGACAGAGUCUCCAUACUGAGACACCGACACUUCAGUUAUUCUGACCAACAAGUAGAAAUGUGUUCGACAUAAAGAGAGAAGCUGCUAACUCGUUUGUACACAUUUUGUGCUGGACGCAUUAACUGGACAACUUCCUGCCACCAUUAACACCAGUGUCACAAUUUAAAGCUGCAGCUUUAUUAACUCAGCAAACCUGAACACUGAGAAUUAAAUAGUAUUUAAAUUUUAUCUAUUUUGACAAUCUAAAUAUAACUGUUCAUAAAGUGUUUAGAUAUAUAGAUUUGCAUUGUUCAGUACGGCUUUGUAAACAGGAAUAUCAGCUUCUUACUCAGUUGUUCUGCUCUUCUAUUAUCUCUUAUGUAUGUAAAAGAAAUAGGCCUGGGGAUAAAAGAAGAAAUCACAUUUUACUAUAUAAUUAAUAGAAUAAAGAGUACUGCUGCUGAUGGAAACACUGGACUGUGACAAAACUAGUACAGUAACAGCUGGUCAGGUUUAACCGCAGCGUGGCAGGUUUGAUCAGAUUCCAAUUAUCAGAUAUUCAAAUGAAUUUCUUCACAAAUUCCUGACCUUCAUUUAAUCACUGCGGACAAACAGAAUCUGUGAAUCAUCUUUCAGUCUUUGCACAGAAAUAAAAAUAGCAGAAAUAAGGUUUGGGGCCCAACAUUAAAUCUGUUGUGGCCCCUGAAAAGCUCAUUUCUCCCUCCUGUGUUUGCCUGCAGCCUCUCAGACUCUGCUGCUGGAACUCUUCCUGCCUCUAACUGUCUGCAGACUCCAGCUCUCCUCGGUGCUUCACUGCCCCCUGGUGUCCAAACUCAGAGCUGCAGGUUGUUUCCUCUUCAUCGCUCACAUUUAAAGUUAGUUUUGAUCAAAAUAACUUAAGAUUAGAAAUAAAAACUAAUAUUUUAUUUUUAAGUGUUGUUCUGUGAGCUGAUAAUUCUUUAUAUAUUUUAUUUAAAACAAAUGUGUUGAUGAUCUGCUGCUCUGUCUGUCUGAAAACACAUUUUACAAAAGAUGAUUCCCAUAUUUAAACUUCCACUAAUAAAUUAAUCACUCAGACUUUAUUUGUAGAGCGCCUUUUGUGUAAAAUAACAAUACAAGGUGCUUGACAAUGUUUUUAAAAAUUCCAGCAAUACCAAAUAACCAAAAUAGAAGUUAUUAGGCAAGAUUAACGUUUAAAAAAGAAAAGCGAUAUAAAACUAUAUGUCAUGAUCCUGUCUGUGUGUCUUGUUGGGGAGUCUGGGUUUUAGUUCUGUCUUUGUUCUUAGUCCUGGUCCUUAGUUCAUUUUUUAGUAUUCGCUCCUAGUUCUUGUUUACUUUAUUUUGGUUUAGUCUGCUCAGUGCUCUGUUUUUGUUCUGUGUUCUCGUUUAGGUUCUGGUACUUUGUAACAUGUGUUCUGUCUGUGUUGGUUAUUCAUUUUG
Messenger RNA from Micropterus dolomieu (smallmouth bass), 4795 nucleotides. RefSeq lists its product as uncharacterized. Gene Ontology annotation, molecular function: GTP binding; protein binding. The transcript is spliced from 3 exons. The record is from RefSeq and is a predicted model, not a curated record. Bases 144 to 3233 code for a protein of 1029 amino acids. Lineage: Eukaryota; Metazoa; Chordata; Actinopteri; Centrarchiformes; Centrarchidae.